CGUACCACCAACUACUCCAACCAUGGCAUCUGCAAGCAGCUCCGCACAGGCCGCCUUCGGGCUGGGCCGGAGGAAGAAGAGCCCCGGCCUCCUGGAUCAGAUUGGAACUUUCUUUGGAGGGGACAAGAAGAGGAAGAGCAAGGGAUCUUUCCGAGGGGCUCUCUCUCCAGGCCCCCAGAAGGCCUCCACAACUUCCCCACGUAAGCGUGGCGCCGAGAACGCCGUGGUGCAUUUCUUCCGCACGAUCGUGUCCCCCGCCCCUCCCAAGUCGAGGUGGAGCGGACUAGCAGCCACCAUGGGCCUGGGCGACCAGAAGUCACAGUCUGCUAAAGCCAAGAAGGCCAGUGCAGGGGACGGCAAAGGCACCCUCACUAGGAUCUUCAAAAUGGGAAGCAGGAGCUCUUCUCCGGGCAAACGCUGAAGUCCCUCGCUGCUCCGACCCCUUCCAACAGCACGAGGGGGCAGAUGUUCAAGAUCACAAAUGAGGGGGGGGGAUGAA
This is a messenger RNA of Cyclopterus lumpus (lumpfish), 499 nucleotides long. Its product is annotated as myelin basic protein-like. The transcript is spliced from 6 exons. Gene Ontology annotation, biological process: myelination. The record is from RefSeq and is a predicted model, not a curated record. Gene Ontology annotation, molecular function: structural constituent of myelin sheath. Gene Ontology annotation, cellular component: compact myelin; neuronal cell body; cell periphery. Bases 23 to 421 code for a protein of 132 amino acids. Lineage: Eukaryota; Metazoa; Chordata; Actinopteri; Perciformes; Cyclopteridae.